Messenger RNA from Mercurialis annua (annual mercury), 2348 nucleotides. Its product is annotated as flowering locus K homology domain-like. NCBI's taxonomy places the organism in Eukaryota, Viridiplantae, Streptophyta, Magnoliopsida, Malpighiales, Euphorbiaceae. Gene Ontology annotation, molecular function: mRNA binding. Bases 119 to 1825 code for a protein of 568 amino acids. Gene Ontology annotation, cellular component: nucleus; cytoplasm. The record is from RefSeq and is a predicted model, not a curated record. The transcript is spliced from 7 exons. Gene Ontology annotation, biological process: regulation of gene expression.
CACAAUUUCAAACAGCAUUUGCUGCUCUUCUAUGUUUUGCAUAAGUUUUUCAGCUCAACACACGCUCUCUGUGUGAAACAAAAUCCAAUUCGCGCGAAAAUCGAUUCUCUCGCUUAGUAUGGAAGAGGACAUACAUAAACCUGAUGGAGAUGAGCCAGACGACUUGCAGCUGAAAAAUGAUGAUACUGUCGAUGCACCAGGGGAUUUUUCAUUAUUAAAUGAAGCUGCUGAUAUACUGGAGAACUUGCAGCAGUUGAAAAUCGACGAUGGUGAUGUUUUGCGGGAUUCGCAGUUGAAAGAUAAUGUUGAUGCCCCUGAAGACUCGAAGUUGAUAAGUGAUGCCAAUUAUGAACCGAAGGAGCUGUUGAAAACUGAUGGUGUUGAUGUGCCGAAGAACGCCAUGAGAAACAAUGUUGUUGAUGCAUCAACGGGCUUGUUGUUUAAAAACGAUGUUGUUUGUGGAUCAGAAAGUCUACAGUUGAAAAAUGAUGUUUGUGCAGCUGACGAUUCACAGUUGACAAAGGAUGCUGUUUGUGAAUCAGAGAAUCUCCAGUUGAAAAAUGAUGUUUGUGCUGCUAAGGAUUCACAGUUGACAAAUAAUGCUGUUUGUACACGGGAGGAAAUGCGGUUGAAAGAUUAUGUUGAUGCCCCAACAGAAGAAUCUGGCCAUAAUUUAGCAUGUGAUGAAGAAGCAAAGUGGCCUGGAUGGCCUGGAGAAAGUGUUUUUAGAAUCUUAGUUCCUGCUCAGAAGGUUGCUGCUCUCAUUGGCCUGAAUGGAGUGUAUAUUAAAAGAAUGGAGGAGGAGACAAAGGCUCGGAUUAGAGUUCUGAGGGCCCCUCUUGGAUCCUUGGAAAAAACAGUUAUCAUUCAUGCAACAGAAGAGCCCGGCAGUGAUAUAUCUCCAGCCAUGAAUGGUUUGCUGAAGGUUCAUGGACGAAUUAUACGUUUAGUUGAUGAUGCUACUCAUGCUCCACCAGGUGCCAGGGGAACAGCUAUGACCAGGAUUCUGGUGCCAGAUGCUCAAUGUUCAGACUUGAUAGGGAAGCAAGGCUCCACUAUAAUACCUAUUGAAGAUGCUUCUGGUUGUAUGAUUAAGGUUCUUAGAGCAGAACACCUGCAGGUCGCAGCUUUGCGAGAUGAUAGGGUGAUUAGGAUAAUAGGUGAGCCAGCAGGCGUGCACAAAGCAGUUGAACUAAUUGCUAAUCAUCUUCGGAAGUUCUUAGUUGACCGCAGUGUGAUCGAACUGUUUCAAACACAAAUGCAGGUGCCAGAGAUUCAACCGAACAAGUGCAUGUCGCUAAAUCAAUCAGGAGACCAUCCUUAUGGCGUUCCAGAGAGCUCUGGUGUAGGAGCUGACUAUGGGUCCAAUCCUCAAUCUUUUAUAGCAGACCUUCCAUAUAGUGAUUAUAAUCUACAUCAUACACUUCCUUCUGAUAACCAACUCCGUUCUACCCGUCGUAGACUUCCUUUUGAGAACCCAUUCCAUCCUACACUUUCUUUUAAAGAACAACCCCAUUCUCCACUUCCUUUUUAUAACCAACCCCAUCAACGCCCUCCCAUGUUUGCAAGUGAUACUUCUAUAGGCCAUCAUUCAUCAGCGCUUGAAACGGUCACACACCGCAUGCAAAUUCCUGGGUUACAUGCUGAGUCUCUGAUCGGAAUAUCUGGUGGCAAUCUCAGUUUCAUACGCCAUGCCAGUGGAGCAUCUAUUGUAAUAGUGAAUAGAACGGGCAUACCUGAUGAGAUGAUUAUUGAAAUUAGUGGAUCUUCUUCCGAAGUACAAGAUGCUCAUAGGCUGAUACAGAAUUUCAUUCCUUAUGCUUGAGGUAACAAGCAGGACCAAAACCAUGAAUACAUGGUGCAAUGUAUGGCCCCAAUUCCAAGUAUGGUAAUUGAGAAGUCAAGCUUCCAUUUUAGAUUCGAUUUUGGAGACGACACAAUUUGAAUGUGCUCUCCCGUCGUUGGAUCUAUUAAAUUUUUAGUUGUGUAAAAGAUUUGUUGAUUCAACGGCUGGAGAGUGCGUUCCCAUGAUUUUCUUAUGCGCGCGUACUCUGACCAAUACUCGGGUAAAUAUGUGAUAUAGUUUCUGGUAUAACUCUCCAAAUCAAUACUCUUGGGUACAUAUAUGGUAUAGUUUCUGGAUAUAGAACUUGAUUUCAUAUACCUUAGGUAGUAACUGUUUACUUUGCGCACAUUGGAUGCAACAUUUGUUUCGAGCAUUCUGUAGUUCGAUGUAGCCAGUAAACUGAUAGCCCGUGUAAAUGCGCUUAACGCUAAAUGAGCAUCCGUCACGAUGAUAUACUAAUGACACACUGCUUGUUGUUAAGGAAAUUAAAUUCCAUUGUCAA